AUGAAAUUAGAUAACUUGUUCUUGGCGCCAAGUUCUCGUCGAGUGGAUCUAGACCAAGAAAGAGGUGAGGGAUCAGGUACUGCUAAGAAGGGGAAAAAGAAGAAGGGAGGCUCUGGCAAUAGGAGAGGAAGAGGAAGGCCUAAGAAGAAGAAAACAAGUGAAGAGCCUGUCUUUGAAGAUGAUAUAAUUGAACAUUUUAGGAGAUCUGUUAACAAUGAAGGAGAAGUAGGCCAAUCAAAUGUUGUGGAGGACAAGGGAUUAAGUGAUCUGGAAGAAUACAACUCUGAUGAGCUUGUGAGUGGGUCUGACAGUGAUGAAAAUGAUGCAGGAAAUCCACAAUUUCCAGUUUUUAAGAUGCCAAAUAGUAUGAAAAAGUAUGAAUGGGAGGUGGGAACUUUAUUUAUGACUAAGGUUGAUUUUCAGCUUGCUGUUAGAACUUUUGCUGUUGAGAAUGCUAGAGAUUUGAAGUUUAAAAAAAAUGACUUGAAGAGAAUGAGGGUAACUUGCAAAGGUGAUGGUUGUGAAUGGGAAAUGUAUUGUGGUAAAAUUGAAGGUGAGGAAACGUGGCAAUUGAGGAAAAUUAUAGGGGAGCAUACAUGUGCACUAGGGUGGAAAAUUAAGAUGAUGAACUCUAAAUGGUUAGGAUCUAAACUACACACAAGGGUUAGAGAGAAUAGGGACCUAAGUGUUACUACAAUUAUGCAGAGGGCUCGACAGAAGUGGGGAAUGGAUGUCAACGAAUACAAGGCUUAUAGGGCAAAGAACUAUGCAGUUGAAUUUGUUGAAGGUAGCUUUAGAGAGCAAUAUAGAAGGUUACAUGAUUAUGGUAAAGAAUUAAUUAGAGUCAAUCCAGAAUCAUCUGUAACCAUUACUGGUACCCCUUAUGUAGGUUCUGAAGCUGACCUAGAAUCUCCUAACCAUAUAGUUUGUCCUCACUUUCAAAGAAUGUAUGUGUGUUUUAAGGGGUGUAGGGAUAGUUUCUUCAAGUGCAUAUCUAUAAUUGGUCUUGAUGGGUGUUUCCUUAAGACCCCUUAUGGUGGAAUGCUAUUGACUGCAAUUGGAAUGGAUCCUAAUGACCAAUACUUCCAAUUGCUUAUGCUAUCGUGGAAGGAGAGAAUAAAGAAUCAUGAACAUGGACUUUUUCCAGCAAUUGAUGCUUUGCUUCCUGGAGUUGAGCAGAGGUUUUGUGUCAGACACCUCUACAACAACUUUAGGAAGAGACGCACUGGGAAAAAAUUGAAAGAUUUGAUGUGA
Molecule: messenger RNA, 1254 nt
Organism: Medicago truncatula (barrel medic)
Lineage: Eukaryota; Viridiplantae; Streptophyta; Magnoliopsida; Fabales; Fabaceae
Exons: 3
Coding region: 1-1254 (417 amino acids)
Source: RefSeq, a predicted model, not a curated record